AUGCCUUGGUCCAUCCUCAAAGAUGCACUCAUUGCAGUUGGCAUUCUCAAGUCUGACAACGAGCCAACGCCUCUCACGAGUUUGUUCAGCAAUCUCCCGAGCUAUCAUCGAAUUUUAAUCGCUGGUCUCCACGACACCGGAAAGUCAACUCUCCUCCAAAAGCAUCUCGCACCCAAUGACAUCGGUUUAAGCCGGUCUAUUGGAUUCCACAAGAUGGAAAUGGCAUUCUUCAACCGAGCAGACGGAGUCGUUUGGGUAGACGCUGAAGCUGUACAAAAAAUGGAAAGUUUCUUCUUUGAUCAAGAGUCACUUGCACUCGACACUCGACAACGGGCAGUUUUCGGCACCAACAUACUCACGGGAGAUGGUUUGCCGGAAGCUUUUAAAUGGCUCAGCGAAAUGAUUGCAAGUCAAACCAAGGACGAUACGGAGAUCGCCUAUUCAAAGUUUUUCGACGAGAUUCAGAAGGAUAUCAGGUAUUGGUUGAUCGUCGACUGGCCGAGAGCUCAUGAGUGGAAACCGGCAUGGGGAUCUCCAUCGCUAGAAAAGCUGGAAAUGGAACAAAAUGGCACGCUGAAGGGUCCCAAGGUGUAUAUUCCCAACCCAGGCUUCGAGCUAAAUAUGGGAAAGCCUUGGAAGAUAGUCGGGAAAGGCGUCGAGGUGGUGAGAAACGUCUCUCUUUCUCGCAAAGGAAAAAACUCACUCCUUUUCACACUCAAGGAUGGAAUUGAACCACCCGAGGUCUACUCUGUACAUCUCAAAAGCCUCAAAGCUCAUCAGGUCUAUUAUGUCACAUUCCAUUACCGCGUUGUCGACCUCAAAUACGUUCCAGAAAAUGACCCUUGUUUCAUUGGCAUUACGUUGGGAGACAUGGUUAUGAUAUAUCCCAUAUUCGCCAAAAGGGCCCAAAGUGCGCACCAACUGCUUUACGAACAACGGCGCUAUAAACGCGUGACAGUCCCCAUGUACUCUUGGGUAGGUGUUUCUCCUCUCUCUAUCACGGUAUUCUGUGGCCUAGACUUUGGCAAUGGGGCUUUGGCCAAGGUGUCAAUCGAUGACAUACGUCUCGAGAAGGGCGAGGGGAGAGUUUCGGACUGGGCAUUUGAUCUGCCCAGGCCAGAAUAUCGAUAUUACUGGCGCGAUACGUAUGUUGCCAACUUCGAAAAUGAAGAUGCCAGGUGGUACGUAACUAGCCACUUUGGAGGUAUCCCUGUCAACUGCAGACAGAUGGAUUUGGAUGGGUGGGAUUGCCUUGUUGCGGGUGGCGACUAUCGACGUCAAGAUCUUUGGGAUGAGGGCGUCCGUGACUAUUGGCCAAUUGAAGACCAGCCAUCACGCGGGGUCUCGGAGAUGGGCUAA
This is a messenger RNA of Fusarium poae, 1359 nucleotides long. RefSeq lists its product as uncharacterized. NCBI's taxonomy places the organism in Eukaryota, Fungi, Ascomycota, Sordariomycetes, Hypocreales, Nectriaceae. The coding region runs from base 1 to 1359 and encodes 452 amino acids. The transcript has 6 exons. The record is from RefSeq and is a predicted model, not a curated record.